AUGUAAUUUAAUGAAGACACUAAGAAAUUCAUGACUCCAGAAAUGAUGAAAUAAAUGUCUUAAAUGUGUGCAAAUAUGAGUGAUGAUUAAUUAAGAUAAUAUGCUUAAAUGGCUGGAAUGGGUAAUAUAGAUCCUUCAUUUAUGAGAUAAUAAAUGAGUCAAGUUAAAAAUAUGAGAGAUGAAGAUCUAUAAAGAUAAGUUAAUUAAGUAUUAUAUUUAUAUUUAUAUAUUAGACUCGUCCAGAGGAUAUAGAAAGAGCAAAGUAAAGAAUUUAGGGUUAAUAAUAGUAAUCAUAAUAAUAGUAAUAAAAACCUUAGAGUGACUAAUUUCCAAUAAUUAACAAAUUAAAAAAUUAAGGGAAUGAUGCAUUUAAAUCAUAAGAUUAUGAAAAAGCUGCAUCUAAAUAUUAUGAAGCAAUAUCUGAAAUUGAAGAAAUGUGGGAAAAUAAUAUGUAUAUAAAUAAUGACACAAUUAAAAAAUAAGAAUUGAAAUAAUUAGAACAUUCUUGUAGAUUAAAUUAUUGUAAUGUAAAAGCAAAAUAAUUAUAAUUUGAUGUUGUAUUACGUUAAGCUAAGAAAGUUUUAGUAGAUGAUAAUUAGAAUGGAAAAGCUAAUUUUAGAAUGGGUUAAGCACUCUUUGAAACUAAAAAUUAUUAAGAAGCUCUAGGAUAUUUAGAGAUUGCAUCUAAUAAAUUACCUAAUGAUGAAACAGUUUAAAUUAUGUAUAAAUAAGUUAAAGAAUAAAUAAAUAAUUUAAAUGUAAAUCCUACAAAUACUUAAUCAUAAAAAGUUGAAUAGGAAUAAAAAGGAAAUCUAAAUGAAUAAACUCAAUAAUAAUAAUUAAAAAAACCAAAAAUAAAAUUAUCUUCUGUUGAUACCAAUUCUGAGGAAUUCUAAAAUUUAAAGUAGUAGGUACAAUCAUCUAAAGAGGAUGGCUUUAUUAUUGAAGAAGAGAUUUCAACUAAUCAAACCAAUAAACCUAUUACUACUAAAUAAACAGAAACUUAAAAUGUUAAUAAAAUAUCAGAAAAUCCUCAAUUUUAAUAAUAAUUUGAUUAAUUUAAAAAUAUGGUAAGAUUCAUUACUAUAAUAGUCACCUGAAUAAUUAAAUUAUAUGACUAAUACUUUAAAAUCAAUGGAUAAAGGAUUUUUAAAAUAAAUGAUGAAAUAAUAAAGUGGAGUAGAAAUGUCAGAUUAAUAAAUAGAAAUGAUGUAAACUAUGAUGACACCUGAAAUGUUAGCAUAAAUGAAAAAUAUAGAUCCAGCCGUAUUAUAAUAAUAAAAAUUAUAAUAAUAACCUAUUUAAUCAACUUAAUAAUAAUAAUAAUAAUAAUAAUAAUCUAAUAAUAAUCAAAAUGAUACUUAAUUACCUACUACAUCUUAAUAAAUGCCAUCAAAUUUAUAAGGAUUAGCAUAGAAUCCAUAAAUGUUUGAAAUGAUUAUAGAUCAAUUAAAGGCUAAUCCUUAAAUGUUAAAAAUGAUGGCUCCUGCAUUUGGUGGUAAUAAUGCAAUUACAUAAUAUAUUAAUUCUGCAAGGUGAGUUAUAUAUUUCAAUUAUAAUAGUCCAGAGUAAUUGUCUAAAGUUGUUGGUAGAUUGGCCAUAUUCUUAAAGUUUUUAUUAAUGUUGUAUAGAGCAUGGUUAAUGGUAAAAAAUUAAUGGAAAUUUAUAUUGGGAUUCCUUUUGGCAUACUUAUAUUUUAAAUUAUUUUGA
This is a messenger RNA of Paramecium pentaurelia, 1710 nucleotides long. The record is from the annotation of a GenBank genome assembly. Lineage: Eukaryota; Ciliophora; Oligohymenophorea; Peniculida; Parameciidae.